AAGGGAGAUCAACUGUCGCAGGCUGCACUCUCCACUUACCCUGACACACUCUACCAAGAUCCCAGAGAACUGAUAAGAGAACACUUCCCGCAGAGAUGGCAAAGGUUUUCAAGAAGACCAGUGGAAAUGGAGGGCUGACCCUCUAUCUUGGGAAGAGAGACUAUGUGGACAACGUGACCGCUGUGGACAAAGUUGAUGGUGUUGUGAAGCUGGACCCAGCAGAUUUUGGAGACAGAAAAGUGUUUGUGCAGCUGGCAUGUGCCUUCCGGUAUGGUAAUGAAGACCUGGAUUUUAUGGGCCUGCAGUUCAGGAAGGACAUCUGGAUCCAGCAUUACCAGAUCUACCCUGCAGACCACAAGCCUGCCCCGUCUGCCAUGCAUGAAACCCUGCUGAAGAAGGCCGGAGACAACGCACAUCCUUUCACUUUUGAAAUUCCCCCAAACCUGCCAUGCUCAGUCUCUCUGCAGCCUGGACCAGAUGACAAGGGAAAGGCUUGUGGUGUCGACUUUGAGGUCAAAACCUACCUUGCCAAGGAAAAGAGCAACCCUGAUGAGAAGAUUGAAAAGAAGGACACUGCUCGCCUUGUCAUUCGUAAAAUCCAGUACGCUCCUUCUCAGGCGGGCGCCGGGCCCAAGGCUGAAAUCUGCAAAAGCUUCAUGAUGUCUGACAAGCCUGUUCAUCUAGAAGCUUCCCUGGAGAAAGAUCUCUACCUCCACGGCGAAUCAAUCCCAAUCAAAAUCAAAAUCAACAAUGAGAGCAACAAAACAGUCAAGAAUUUCAAAAUCACUGUGGACCAAACCACAGACAUCGUCCUCUACUCAGCAGAUAAAUACACCAAGGCUGUUCUCAUCCAAGAGUUUGGAGAGACAGUGGAGGCCGGUUCCACCUAUGACAACACUGUGACCAUCACACCCCUACUGGCUGAAAACAAGGAGAAAAGGGGGCUGGCACUGGAUGGACGACUGAAGGAUGAGGACACUAACUUGGCCUCCACCACUGUGCUGCGACAGGGUGUUGAAAAAGAAGUGCUGGGAAUUCUGGUUUCCUACAAGAUUAAAAUUAACCUCAUGGUGGCCGGAGGAGGCCUGCUGGGUGGCCUCACUGCCAGUGAUGUCACAGUGGAGCUGCCAUUGAUACUCAUGCACCCUAAACCCCAAGAGUAAAGACUGCACAUCAGCUGUCUUGAAAGAAAACUCCCCCAUAGUCAAGAGAGGAUGUUACCCUGGAGGUUGAGAAGAGGAAGUGACUCAAAACAAAGAGGAAAAGGAAUGCGACUGGUGUCAUGAAACCAAAUGACAAUAACGAAGCGACUAAAGAGAAAGAUCUUUUCAACACACCAAGGAUGAACAGGUGUAACAUUAGUCCCCUCACAGAGUUUUGUUGUUCUUGUUUUUCUUGUUUAAUUGAUGUCAUUUAGAUGUAUUUGGAUUGCUAAAUAGUAUCCAACCUUUAGACACCAAAGACUUGUGUAGAGCCACACUUACACACACAAGUACGAGCGGGGGAAGGAUAAUAACUUUGAAGACCAUAAAAACCACUGUGCUUUGGAUUACAGUGAACUCAUCUAUUAUUGUCAAUUAUUUUGUCUUUCUGUGAAAUGUAUCAGAUCAUGUUUUUGAUGUCAAGCCUGAAACCUAAUAUUAAUACAAUAAAGUUAUUGUAAAACCAGAA
Molecule: messenger RNA, 1671 nt
Organism: Dicentrarchus labrax (European seabass)
Lineage: Eukaryota; Metazoa; Chordata; Actinopteri; Moronidae
Gene: arr3a
Product: arrestin 3a, retinal (X-arrestin)
Exons: 18
Coding region: 96-1163 (355 amino acids)
Biological process (GO): signal transduction; visual perception; G protein-coupled receptor internalization
Molecular function (GO): G protein-coupled receptor binding
Source: RefSeq, a predicted model, not a curated record